CCUCGAAGGCUCAAGCGUAACGAGUUGAGAUCUAGGGUUUUGAAGGAUUGGGUUUUUCCGGAGUGUUUUAGAGGAGCCGACGACCAAAAAAGGAAAGAAAAGAGAGGAAAUCAUCAUCUUUUUCCCUUUUUUUUCGCUGUUCCUAACCUCUUCCUCUUCCAGAGAUAUCAGAGUGAAGCUUGUAAACACUUGCUAUUUUUUAAUCGAUUUUCAAGGAAUAGAAGUGCGAUUUUUCUACAAUCUCAGUUGUUGUGUUCUGCCUGGAAAAUUUUACAUAUAAAAAUUUUCUGUUCUUAUUAUGUGCUGCCUAAAUUUCUUGUAGACAAAGUGCAUUUUUGCUUAGUGAAUGAGUAGCAAUUGCAAAAUGGAUGUUGGAAUCUGAUGCAAGUUUGAUCCUUUGAAUAUGCUGCUGCUUAUCCUUGAUUUUCAUGUGCUUUAUGAAAUAAGGUUUUUCGAUUAUUUCUAACUGGUCAUAGCAUUGCGAAGUAUGCAGUAUAUAGGAAUCUUCAUUUAUGGCUUCUGAGCUUAUUUGAAUUUAAUAUUCAUGUUAUAUGGUACAAGCUGUGUUCUGCUUCUGUCACAAGCUCUGAACGAUAUGAAUUUCAUGACAAUGAGCUUGAAAACUCCUUGUACAUACUGCCAUUUCAAAUUGAUUUCCAUACCCUUUCAUUUGGAUAUCCAAUUUAAGAGGUUGUGGUUGAACUAGACUCACUGCAUCCCUAAGUGUGUUGGUUAAAGUUGGACUACCUUUGGCAAAACAAAAUAAAGCAGAUUAAAGAAGAUGCCACUGUUCAGUGCCGAACAGGUCCAUAAGCUAUGGGAUACUUGGAAUAUCAGAGGACUGAUUAUUCUAAGCCUCUUUGUACAGUCUUUCCUAAUUUUGCUUGCACCAUUAAGAAAGCAAAGAGGUGGGAAAUGGGUCAUCAUGACUCCACUCUGGAUAGCAUAUCUGCUUGCAGAUUGGGUGGCUACAUUUACCAUUGGACUCAUGUUGCGUACUGAUGAACGCAUUGACAUCUUGGUUUUUUGGGCACCCUUUCUUUUGUUGCAUCUUGGUGGUCCCGACACUAUUACUUCCUUCUCUCUGGAAGAUAAUGAAUUAUGGAUUAGGCACUUGCUUGGGCUCAUUUUACAAGUUGGUUCGACUAUCUAUGUCAUAUUUCAGUCACUCCCACAUAACAAACUUUGGCUGCCAUCCCUCCUAGUUUUAAUUGCAGGGAUAAUCAAAUAUGCUGAGCGCAACUAUGCCUUUUAUCUUGCAAGCUUUCACCAUUUUGGGAAUAAUUGGACAUAUCUAACAAGUAAUGUCCCCUAUGAACGUCUUUCAAUGCCUCCCAUUCCAGGACAAUUUAAACAAGCUCAUCAACCACGGCUUUUUAAGGUUUGGAGAAACUAUGAACCGUGGUCGAUAAUUCUUGCAGCAGCAUGCACGGUUGGCGCUAUCAAGAGCUUAAUUGUAGGUCCUCCCUUGACUAAACAAGAACAACAGUUUUUUUGUUAUUUUAUGCAAAACAGAGAUUCACAUGAGAUGCUUCGAACCAUAAAGAUCCAAUUAAGCCUCUUGUAUGAGUUUCUUCACACCAAGUUGCCCAUGGUUGAUUCCAAGAUUGGUUAUAUUUGCCGCGCGGUAAACUUUGGUUGCAUCUUGGGAGCCUUGGUGUCAUUCUCAAUAUUCCUUAAGAAGUACCACCAUAAUAAGUUGGGGGAGUUUGACAUCUACUUGACAUAUGGGUUGUUGAUUGGGGCAGUGGCAUUGGAUUUGAUAUCCAUCUGGUUGCUCAUGUCCUCUGAUUGGAUUGUUAUUAGGCAAUACUCUGACAAAAAGAAUUAUGAUGAAUUCAUUGAUAGGCAGAGGUGGUCUAACUCAGUUCCACAAUUAAAUAUUUUUGCUUGUCAUUUCAAGAACAAAGAUGGAGAAUUGGUUGAUUUUCUUGGCACAAGGAGUUUGUUUGAAACUAUAAGAAGAAUCCAAUGUGUGUCCCAUGAAAAUUUUGUAGAAGAACAAGUUUGGGAGCUCAUAUUUAUAACGCUACAAGAAAAGGGUAUUGGCAUUGCUGGCACGGAAAUCUUUGGUCCAUCUAGAAUUCUCACCGGUCAUAUUACCAACUUUGCUUGGACCUUCAGUAAGUUUGAAUACAUGGAAAGCCUCCUGAUAUGGCACAUAGCCAGUGAAAUAUGCUACCAAAAAGGAUGUGCAGAUAACAGCCCCAGCAGUUCUACCUCUACAUCUAAUGAUCGUUUUGACCACCGAAAAAUAUGCAAGUUGAUUUCAGAUUAUAUGUUUUGCCUUUUGGUGAUGGAGCCUACUCUGACAGCCACCUCGCCUAACCAUUUGAAGAUAAUUUUUGAGGUCACAGACUUUGAUGGAAAAUGGAAGUGGCCAAGUUAUUGGGAGAAGGGAUCCAAAGAAACAUUCAUUAAAGAUCUGGAAAAGCUAUUGGAAGAAGAUGAUGAAAAUGCUUAUAUAGAUGUCGAUAUGUUGAAGGAAGAUGUGGACAAGUUACCUCCCGAUGAAAAAGCGCAUCGAAAGCUGCGUAUAGCUAGAUUUUCAAGAAUAGCUAUUGCACGUUUUCUUGCCAAGGAGCUCCUCAAUCAGCCCGAUGGUUGUCCAUGGGAAUUAAUGAGCAGAUUUUGGAUAGAAAUAGUAUGUCAUGCUGCUAUUAAUUGCCAACCCAUUGUCCAUGCACGACAAGUAAGCAAAGGUGGACAACUUCUUACUUUGGUUUGGUUAGCAGAGAUCUAAUUUUUUUUGGUAAAAUCAUUCCUGAAGCCCUCAAACUUGCCCCAUUUUAAGCAAAUAUGCCGUAAAUUAAAAAAAAAAAAAGGGAAAUAACCACUUUUUUUUUUU
Messenger RNA from Rubroshorea leprosula, 2848 nucleotides. Lineage: Eukaryota; Viridiplantae; Streptophyta; Magnoliopsida; Malvales; Dipterocarpaceae. The record is from the annotation of a GenBank genome assembly.